ACAUAAUCCUAACUUUUAGUAAAUGUGGAAAGUCUCGUUAUACAUAAUUACGCAUUUUGUUUCAGUUGUUCAAUUCUCCGCUGCGUCCCGCUAAGCUUGCCUACCGUACCCUAUCGUAAACGUAAACAAAACACAUUCCCCUUUCCGACCUCUAGAUGCUCUUGGGCCACAAAAAACGUCAACUCCCAAUUCGACCCAUUCCCUCAGCAAACGUUACCACCCUCUUCACAUACAACAAACAACAAUGAUUCGGAGACCACCAACUGCUAUUCAAGUGACGGCUGAAGAUGUGCUUGCCUACGAUGAUGAAAAGAUGAAGGAGAAACGAAGUCUUGCUGGACACGGUGCCGAACAUACAAGCCGUGCAUCCAAUGUCUCUAGCGAAUUGACAUCUUCAUCUAAGCACGCCAGCAAGGAGUCACGGAUAGGUAUUAACAAUGUGCUCCGGGGAGCUGGCAGUGGAAACUAGUACAAAUGUGAAGGAUCUACUACUCUCACUUCAAGGACAAUGUCGAGUAGCCAAAGAGCAAAAGUCCGUGGUCGAGAUGUAUGUCUCAUAUGUACAGUUUACGAGAUAACUCGUAUUUUAUGACCAAUAAAAUAUCAACGUUAGAUAACCACA
This is a messenger RNA of Schizosaccharomyces japonicus yFS275, 622 nucleotides long. Its product is annotated as anaphase-promoting complex subunit Hcn1. The transcript has a single exon. Gene Ontology annotation, cellular component: anaphase-promoting complex. Gene Ontology annotation, biological process: anaphase-promoting complex-dependent catabolic process; positive regulation of exit from mitosis. Lineage: Eukaryota; Fungi; Ascomycota; Schizosaccharomycetes; Schizosaccharomycetales; Schizosaccharomycetaceae. The record is from RefSeq and is a predicted model, not a curated record. The coding region runs from base 245 to 469 and encodes 74 amino acids.